CAUUUGAAAUAUAGUCUUAAAAAACGUAUAUCCACCUGUAAAUGUUGCACAAUUUGCAGUCACUUGUCCUUUUGUCACCUACAAAAGGAAGAGUGACUACAAAAUCUGUACUGGUACACUAUGUCAACACUGUGGAACAAAUCGCAAUGCUUUAAACUCGAUUGCAAAACUUCUGGGUUUUGUUCACUUUUAAACCUCGGAAGAACAUUUUAACGAAAAUGCAAAAAAAAAAAAAAAAAAAAAAACAAUCCAUCAGGCCUAAUGUGAACAGUUAUCUGAGAAUGUAACAAAAGUUAAUUUUCUUCCACUUUCAAGGAGAAGUGCUGGCAGCCGUUCCACGUGUGGGCUUGGCUGAGGCGCCUGUUGACUUUUUCGGCUCUUCCUUAUUUAAAUGACAUGACUAAGUGAGUGAGAGUCGAUGCAUGAACGUUUUGUUUCCUGAAUGUGACAUGAUCCAUUUGACUCGCAUUGGGCCACCGCCUGCUACACCGCGGCGAGGUUUUUAGCUGAUGGUAAAAGUAGAGAACUUGAGCAGGGAUUAAUUUACAGCACUGUCAACAUGGCUCUACAAUUCAAAGAUGCCUUUUGGGGCAGCGACUUCAUCAGUAACGCUGGUUAUGAGACCAUCCUCCAGAGACUCAAUGACGGUCGGCGUACAUGCAAGGAUGUGGAGGAGCUCCUGAAGAUGAGAGCAUCGGCCGAGGAGAAAUAUGGGAAGGAGCUGGUCUCAAUUGUUCGGAAGGCGGGGGGCUCGGCUGAGAUUUGCACUUUGAAAGCAUCUUUUGAGGAAAUGAAAACUCAAAUUGAAAAUGUAGGAAACUUGCACAUUCAUUUGUCUGGGCUCCUGAAGGAAGAGGUGAAGAGAAUGGAGGAGUUCAGAGAGCGGCAGAAAGAGCAGAGAAAAAAGUUCGAGGUCAUCAUGGAGAAGGUCCAGAAGUCAAAAACCUCCCUCUACAAGAAAACAAUAGACUCUAAAAAGGCAUACGAUCAACGCUGCAAGGAGGCGGAUGAGGCAGAGCAAACGGCUGAAAGGCUGGGCAAUGCACCCACAGCCACUCCCAAACAGAUAGAGAAGAUGAACACCAAAUCUAAACAGUGCAGGGAAGCUGCAGUUGAAGCCGAGAAGCAGUACAAGUCAAACAUUGAGCAGCUCGAGCGGAUCCGUCAAGAGUGGGAGUCGACGCAUAUUGAAACCUGUGAGAUGUUUCAGCAGCAAGAAGAAGAUCGCAUCAGUGUCAUAAGGAACGCUUUGUGGGUGCACUGCAAUCAGCUUUCGAUGCAAUGUGUCAAAGAUGACGAGUGUUGUGAGAGUGUGCGGAAAUCGCUUGAGAACUGUGAUGUCAUCACAGACAACAACAACUUUGUGGAGAUGAAAAAGUGCAACCCAACCCCCCCAGCGCCGAUCGAAUAUCAGAAUUACUACGAUAACAACGCUUCGGUGCAGAGAAACGGCGGUGCCGGAUUUGUAGAGGGAGUCAAGAAAAGGUUUUCAAAUCUACUGCCAGGAAGCUGUACAUUUGGCUCCAAGCUGAACAUCAAUGACGGACUGUCAGGACCUCCUGGUAUGGUACCAGCUGGAACAUCGGAUGGCGUAUAUGCUUCCAUUCCUAUAGUUCCUCCCUCCCAGCAGAGUAGUAAGGAGUACAAGGCUAUAUAUGACUACAUAGCACAGGGGGAAGAUGAACUCUCAAUAUCAAUUGGGGACGUUUUGGAGGUGAUAGAGGAGGGAGAAGAUGGCUGGUGGACAGUACAUAGAAAUGGCCUUACUGGUCUGGUUCCUGGUUCUUAUCUUGCUAAGGAAUAAGUUUACAGGGCAGACCGUUUUACAUGUGGAUUUCUGAAUGGUUUUGUAUUUUCAAAUGACAAUGCAUCUUUGUAGCAGGCAUACUUUCCGAAAAAAAAAAAAGAAUCCCUCUCUGAACCCUGGUGGUAGAAACGUUGUAUAUCCAGAAGCAGACUAAUAUUUUCCUCAUUCUGUACAAUCCUUACAACUACAGGCUGGCUGCGACAAACUGGUCUACUUUAUAGCGACUGUCUAAACUGAAAAGAAAUGUUGUUACCGCACACAGAUCUGUAAAUAAUGGCUUAAACAUUACAGCAGCAGCAGUUAGUACUAAAGAUAAUAUAUUUUGGGAUCAUGUUGAUGCCUCCUUUCAAACUAUCGACUUGGAGUCAUGUGGAUCUUUUGCACAGGAACAUGGCACUAAAGUUUAUCGUCACGCUUUAAUUUUGUCAAAGCUGAAGUUUUAAAGGUUAUGCAUGAUUUCUGUUGUUGCCUUGACUAUUUGUAUGACAUAUAUUUAUGUCUUCUUCUUUGCAUAAAAAAACUAAAGUAGA
Molecule: messenger RNA, 2337 nt
Organism: Fundulus heteroclitus (mummichog)
Lineage: Eukaryota; Metazoa; Chordata; Actinopteri; Cyprinodontiformes; Fundulidae
Gene: pstpip1a
Product: proline-serine-threonine phosphatase interacting protein 1a
Exons: 15
Coding region: 560-1804 (414 amino acids)
Biological process (GO): actin filament polymerization
Cellular component (GO): plasma membrane; cytoplasm; actin filament
Molecular function (GO): actin filament binding
Source: RefSeq, a predicted model, not a curated record